CAGUUAUUCGAAACGCAAGCGUCAUCAUCGAAUUUCAACAUUUUGGAUAUGAAGAGCUGCCUGAAGAUCAGUUUUCGCGGCGAAGUAAGUUUCGUCAUUUGCGAGGCGGGCAGCAGCUACGAGCAAAUCAUUGCCCAAGCCUGUGCUCGCUUUCACAUACCGGAGACCCAGCGUGCCGGCCUGGUGCUAACCAAUGGCCAGGGCUAUGUGUUUGAGCAGCAGCUAUUGGAGUACUUUCUGCUGCUCUUCCCCUGCCCCGAGUUGCUGUUCUAUCUGCGUCUAGACUGGCAAAAAUUGCGUCGUGCCCUGAUCGAGCCCGUCCAGCAGCGACGCUCGGCAGUUGACAUACGCCAGAUUCAACCGGACCUUUGCGAUGGAACGGACUAUGUGGCGGUACCUGUGCAUCGCCAGAACUGUUUCAUUGGCGCAUUGCCUAGCAGCGCUUCAGCUGCUGCUGCCGUGAGUCGCCAGAAUUGCUUCCUCCGCGGACAACUGCAGGAGCAGCAGCAGCAACAACAACAACAACAACAACAACAAUCGGCGUCGGUUGUGUUGCACAGACUCAGGCAGGAGCACGCACGGCCCGAGUCUCAGCCCAAACGGAUGCGUCUUCAGCUGUACAGAAAAUCACGACGAUCGCUUUCUAGCGCUGGCCCCCAUGCGGCUCUGCUAGCAACUGCAACACGCUCAAUACGCAUCUAAGCGUAAGGAGCACCUAGUCUGUCCCUAAACCAGGACGAUAUUGUAUAUAGAACCUUUUUUUUUGCGUCUAGCAUUAAGGUUGAACCACAGUCCCUACCAGAUAAGCAAAUAAACCCAACAAUAAAAACUACGUUAUAAUCCAAAAAGUCAAUAAGACUCGAGAUUCCCAAA
Molecule: messenger RNA, 873 nt
Organism: Drosophila virilis
Lineage: Eukaryota; Metazoa; Arthropoda; Insecta; Diptera; Drosophilidae
Gene: Corp
Product: Companion of reaper
Source: RefSeq, a predicted model, not a curated record